AUGGCUCAACAAUUUUCAAACACCUCGACUGACUCCAAGAAUGUCGACCCGUACAAGGCCACCAACCUUGACACGGACGUGACUCUGGCACAGAAGAUUGAAGACGUGAGCGACUUCAUGUCGAGCUGCAAGUUCGGCAUGAUGACCACUCGCGACAGCGACCAGUCUGGGAAUCUAGUGUCGAGAUGUAUGGCGCUUGCCGCAAAGGAAACGGGAGGAAUAGACUUGCUAUUCCACACCAACACCGAGUCUGGCAAGACGGAUGACCUCACAACUGAUCCUCACGUCAACAUAGCCUUCAUCAACAGCUCGGGCGAGUGGGCGUCUGUAAGUGGAGUUGCGAGCAUUGUGACGGACCGGGACCUCGUCAAGAAGCAUUACAGUGCAUCUCUCAAGGCUUGGCUGGGCGAUCUGGGAGAUGGAGUUCACAACGGAGGAUCGUCCGAUCCCCGAAUCGGAGUCAUACGCGUCAAGAUGGUCACGGCCCAUUACUCGAUCACGCACAAGAAUAUUGUCAGCAGAGCUGCUGAAGUUGCUCAGGGGGCAAUGACAGGAAAGCCGGCACACGUCAACAAACUCCGCGAGAUUAGUCAGGCAGAGGUCGAGAACUGGCGGUCUUCGCACUAG
Lasiosphaeria miniovina is the source of this 627-nucleotide messenger RNA. RefSeq lists its product as uncharacterized. NCBI's taxonomy places the organism in Eukaryota, Fungi, Ascomycota, Sordariomycetes, Sordariales, Lasiosphaeriaceae. The record is from RefSeq and is a predicted model, not a curated record. The transcript has 2 exons. The coding region runs from base 1 to 627 and encodes 208 amino acids.